Exophiala aquamarina CBS 119918 is the source of this 1578-nucleotide messenger RNA. RefSeq lists its product as uncharacterized. Gene Ontology annotation, molecular function: amino acid transmembrane transporter activity. The transcript is spliced from 6 exons. Bases 1 to 1578 code for a protein of 525 amino acids. The record is from RefSeq and is a predicted model, not a curated record. Gene Ontology annotation, cellular component: vacuolar membrane. Gene Ontology annotation, biological process: amino acid transmembrane transport. Lineage: Eukaryota; Fungi; Ascomycota; Eurotiomycetes; Chaetothyriales; Herpotrichiellaceae.
AUGUCGCACGUCAACGAGAAGGCCGAACCACCUGGCUUCGGCCAGAAGGGAAUCCUCAACCCAGAUGAAAGUCACGGGGCCGACCUAGAAGCAAGACGCACCUCGACUUCCGUCCAAGGCCGCAAGAUGAGCAGAAUUGGUCCGCCACCGAAGAAGUCACUAGAAAUUCCUAUCGAUGAUAGCAGCUCAGGUGAUGAAUACGGUAAACUUGUAGAGAUGGAGGCCAACAACGCGAUUCAGUAUAGGACUUGCUCCUGGCAAAAGACGGCGGCGUUACUAUUUUCCGAAUAUAUAUGCCUGGCCAUCAUGUCGUUUCCUUACUCAUACUCAAUAUUGGGCCUCGUUCCGGGAAUCAUCCUCACGGUUGUUCAAGCCGGAUUUGUGCUGUACACAUCUCUCGUGGUCUGGGAAUUUUGUCUCCGUCAUCCAGAGGUCCGAGACGUUUGUGACAUUGGGCAAAUGCUUUUCUGGAACUCAAAAUGGGCCUGGUAUGCGACCGCAGUCAUGUUCCUGCUCAACAAUACAUUCAUUCAAGGCCUUCAUGUACUGGUCAUCUCUCGCUACCUAAACACGAUGAGUGGGCAUGCCGUAUGUACCGUCGGGUUCGCCGCAAUUGGCGCUGUUGCUUCUUGGGUAUGCUCUAUGCCACGGACAUUUAACACUCUUUCCAAGCUGGCUGCUGCGUCUGCGGUGUUUACGUUCAUCAGCGUCAUCUUAGCAGCGGCUUUCGCUGGCGCCGAAGGCAAGCAUGGCACCGCUGGUUACAACCCGGAUCCCAACUUCAUCAACGCGGCUGGAAAGAACAUCGGCGGGGAGCCGCUCGUUCUGGCCGUUCCUCUCGCUGGAACCACCUUCGUCUCUGGCAUGAAUGCCUUCCUCAACAUUGCAUACACAUUCAUCGGCCAAAUCACGCUCCCGAGCUUCAUUGCCGAGAUGAAGAAUCCGUACGAUUUCCGCAAAGCUCUUUGGCUCGUCACGAUUUGUGAAAUCAUCGUGUUCAGUUUGGUCGGUGGUAUUGUUUAUGGGUAUACUGGAAGCCAGUACAACACAGCACCCGCCUUUGGCAGCCUCGGUAACGACAUCUACAAAAAGGUGUCGUUCUCGUUCAUGGUCCCUACCUUGAUUUUCCUUGGAGUGCUGUACGCAUCCGUCUCGGCUCGCUUCCUGUUCUUCCGGAUUUUCGACGGCACUCGUCACAAGACCAGCCAUACUGUGAUAGGCUGGGCCACCUGGGCCGGUAUCCUUGCGCUCACUUGGAUCAUGGCAUUCAUCAUUGCCGAAGUCAUUCCUUUCUUUGCUGAUCUGCUCUCUCUGAUGAGCUCACUCUUUGAUUCCUUCUUCGGCUGGAUCUUCUGGGGUGUCGCCUACAUGCGGAUGAGAGCAGCAGACGGGGGCCCUGGAUUCUAUAAGAAGAGGGGCAUCCGUGGCUGGAUUGGAUUCAUAGUGAACGUUUUCAUCAUUCUGGUGGGAUUCUUUUUCCUGGGUGCAGGAACUUACGCAUCUGUCGACAGCAUCAUUUUGGAUUAUGAAGCUGGAAAUGUGAAGGGAGUCUUCACCUGUGCGGACAAUUCGCUGUAG